Diprion similis is the source of this 2246-nucleotide messenger RNA. RefSeq names its product probable enoyl-CoA hydratase, mitochondrial (gene Echs1). The transcript has 7 exons. The record is from RefSeq and is a predicted model, not a curated record. Gene Ontology annotation, cellular component: mitochondrion. Bases 49 to 2085 code for a protein of 678 amino acids. Gene Ontology annotation, biological process: fatty acid beta-oxidation. Gene Ontology annotation, molecular function: enoyl-CoA hydratase activity; DNA binding. NCBI's taxonomy places the organism in Eukaryota, Metazoa, Arthropoda, Insecta, Hymenoptera, Diprionidae.
ACGGUUUACGGAUCACCCUGCGGUCAAAGCUCGCGCUAAAAAGCAGCGAUGAGCCAGCCUGCAUCGACCAGUUCGGCAGGCCGCGAACGGGUGACCAAAAACAAACCGAUUAAGGGAAAGAGUCGACGGCGGGUUAACAAGCCGUACAGAUCGUACGUGUGGCACUAUUUCGACCGUCUUGGUUCACUCGCAAAAUGUCGAGUUUGCCAACACGAGAUACAGAACAAGAAGCACACGACGUCCUCGCUCAUUCGGCACCUUGAGCAGAUACACCAGUUGGAGAAGGGGAUGAUGGUCGACAACAUCGAGACCCUGCCUACGGUCCAGCGGCUUUCGUCUAACAUGGGCUCGCGCAUGCGCGAUCGUGUGAUGAAAAGCUUCACAAGAGACAAUCACAUCGGAGGCACAACGUUGGGCAGCAGCAUCUGGAAGUGUAAACACUGCACGUAUAUGAUCCAAGGGAAGAAGCUGCUGCUCCCGAUGUUUCUCCAUUUGAAAAGCGCGCAUUGGAAAGCGAACGGCCCAGCUGCAUUCGACAACAAAACAAUGCCGGCUAGUAAUAAGCGCCGGCAGAAUCUCGCGGAUAAAAUCACCGACGAACAGCGCGUCGAUGAUGAUUACGACUUGACGGAUUACCUCCUGGAUCGCGCGAACUCGAGCGUCACCGCGAGCUCGAUUAGCGCGGCUAAAGAGCUCGUAGACAAAGAGGAAACUGGUAUCUCCGGGAGGCUCGUUGCGGGAAAAAAUUCUGUAUUCAUAAACGACGAGUCGAAGCUCGAUGGUGGCAGGCUGGUGCAGUAUAAGAUCAGGAUAAAUCUGCCCAACGGAAACGAGAUUGAGGGCUUCGUUAUGGGUGGCGAGGAGAACUGCGGCGAACGGGAAAGGAAAAGGGAGGUCGUUACUGUUAGUCACGGGCAAAACGCCGUUAAUCUUGAUCACAAUUAUCACGACGAGUCGCGGACCGUCUCGCCCGUUCUGGGCGAACAAUCCGCGGCACAUUCUAGGCUUGAUAACGCGAUCGAGGACGUGAAGGACGACGUGAUCGAACCUCAGGUUCCUAUAGACAAUGAGAGGCAAUUUGAUCACCAGUACUCGAGGAAGUCGAGCCCCAAACCUUUAACUUCGAAGCAAACCAGAUCUCCGAAAAGUCUUUCGGCAAUGCGAUCGUGUAACAGAAAUAAAAGCAAUGCUCCGAAAGCUGAACACGAAGAUCUCGACACUUCCGAACUUGACAUUCAAGUUCCACUCGAAAAUAUUCCUAGCUUUAUCGCCGACGUUAAAGUCGACAAUAAUGGUCAAACAUCCAGCUAUGAGUUUAUCAAAACCGAAAAGGCUGGGGAGAAGCAGAAUGUUGCAGUUAUUACUCUAAACCGCCCGAAAGCCUUAAAUGCCUUGUGCGAUAAGCUUGUAGAUGAGUUGGGUGAUGCUGUUACCAAGUUUGACAACGACGACAGCAUUGGUGCAGUGGUAAUAACGGGAAGCGAGAAGGCUUUCGCUGCAGGCGCUGAUAUCAAGGAAAUGAAGGAUCGCUCAUAUGCUCAAACUGUUAAAUCAAAGAUGCUCGCAGGGUGGGAAGACAUUUCAAAGGCUUCUAAGCCAAUCAUUGCUGCAGUUAACGGCUACGCACUCGGUGGUGGUUGCGAACUGGCUAUGUUGUGUGACAUCAUUUACGCAGGGGAAAAAGCUCGCUUUGGUCAACCAGAAAUCGUUAUUGGUACUAUUCCAGGAGCAGGCGGUACCCAGAGGUUGAUCAGGGUAAUAGGAAAGAGCAAAGCGAUGGAAAUGGUACUUACCGGAAAUCAGAUCUCUGCUCAGGAGGCUGAGAAAGCAGGUCUGGUCAGCAAAAUUUUCCCUCCGGAGCAGCUAUUGCCGGAGGCCAUCAAGCUUGGAGAGAAAAUAUCCACUCAUUCUCCGUUGAUCGUAUCAAUGGCAAAGGAAUCAGUCAACACUGCAUAUGAAACCACGCUGCGGCAAGGACUUCAGUUUGAGAAAAAGCUCUUCUACGGAACGUUUGCUACGGCCGAUCAAAAAGAAGGAAUGACGGCGUUUGUCGAAAAACGUGCGCCCAAAUUCACCAGUGAAUAAAAUAAAUCUAAGAUAAGUCUCAUCGGCAAUAACGAGAGGUGAAUUGGAAUUCCAGCAUUUACAAUACGACGUACCUAAAUCUACCUAUUUUUAUACAAAUCAGAAUUAUGUUUAUCGUAAGUGUUUUUAAUAAAGUUUAGUCAAUUUGUUGCCAUCUCAAA